This is a messenger RNA of Verruconis gallopava, 2399 nucleotides long. RefSeq lists its product as uncharacterized. Gene Ontology annotation, cellular component: cytoplasm. The record is from RefSeq and is a predicted model, not a curated record. Lineage: Eukaryota; Fungi; Ascomycota; Dothideomycetes; Venturiales; Sympoventuriaceae. Bases 266 to 2032 code for a protein of 588 amino acids. The transcript has 3 exons. Gene Ontology annotation, molecular function: phosphoprotein phosphatase activity.
AGUGGCCGGUGCGGCGACAACGCUGGUUGCCGUCCUGACGAACACCACAAGCCCGCUUCCGCAUCGACUUGAGCAUUCCUCUUCAGCCGUGCGGGCUCGUUCUCUUCCUCGUUGCAUUCCUGCUGCUUGGACGUUGUGCCGCGCAUUCCCAGUCGUCCUGUUUCUCGGACCAUGAAUAUGGCCUGCGUCCUGCGUGAUCGACCAACAUACGGAAGAUAGUACACACAUCGACCGCGCUGUCGCGCGCACAGAAGAGAGAGCAACCAUGACGCGGAGAAUCGUGCGCACAUCUAGCCAGCUGGGCUUCCUCGUACUUCUCCUCGUCUUCCUCGUAUACCUCCUUGACACACGAUAUCGCGUCCUCCCCAGCGCGAUCCACACCCAUCUUCCCGCACACCACCCAGGACUGGUCGUAACCGACAUAACUGUAAAGACGUGCUCUUUCUCCAGCUGCAAACUCGAUCCGGCCGUCUGGCAUCGCAUUGAGAAGGACCUGUUUCUGAAAUCAGGAUGGAUCACGAAGUCGUACGUGCACAUCCAGCGCAAGAAGGAGGAGGACCUCAAGCCCGAGGACAAGGUCGUCAUGGAUGUCAAGGUCGGAAGACUAGAUCCAGGAAAGCAAGACGGCGCCGAGAACGGGGAGUUGUGGGAGAAGAGGCCCGCUGGCCUGUGGAUCAAGCGCAGUGGGAAGCGUCAGGAUAGCGAUUCGAAAGAUGUCGUCACUGCCGUAGACGUCCUCUUCGGUGCGGACGCCGUGGAACCCCGUCCGGGCUGGUCCAUCCGCGAACAAGCUCUUCUGCUAGAUUAUCCACGCGACGCCCCCGAAGCACGCAUCACUAUUCGGCGCGGCAGCCCCAAGAAAAUCGACACGCCAGUCCCAAGAGUACGCAAGGAUGGCAAGUUCAAGAUUAUGCAGCUUGCAGAUCUGCAUCUCAGCACGGGGCUGGGGACAUGUAGGGACGCGGUCCCCCCGAGCCCUGACGGGAAGUGCGAGGCGGAUCCGAGGACUCUAAGCUUUGUCGAACGGCUGUUAGAUCAGGAGAAGCCGGAUUUCGUCGUGCUUUCUGGGGACCAGGUGAAUGGGGAAACGGCGCCGGACGCUCAGUCGGCAAUUUUCAAGUUUGUCGACAUUCUAGCCUCGCGUAAAAUCCCCUACGCAGCUAUCUACGGCAACCACGAUGACGAAGGCUCCCUGAGCCGACAGGCAACCGCUGACCUACUUCAAACGCUCCCGUAUUCCAUGACCCAGUCUGGUCCCAACACCAUCCCAGGUGUGGGUAAUUACUACAUACGCGUACUAAGCCAUACGGGACAUCAUGCAGCCUUGACCAUGUUCUUCCUAGACACCCACUCGUACUCGCCAGAUGAGCACAAAUACAAAGGUUAUGACUGGAUAAAGCCCGAGCAGAUCCAGUGGUUCAAAGCUGCGGCGGAGAGCCUAAAAGCGGAUAACAAGAAGUACAGUCAUAUCCAUCUGGACAUGGCUUUUAUCCAUAUACCGCUCCCAGAGUACAGAGAUGGAGGCGUGCUUGUUGGUGAACGUCGCGAACCUCCGACAAGCCCUGGCUACAACUCCGGAUUUAGAGACGCUCUCGUUGAGAUGGGUGUUCCAGUUGUGUCUUGUGGACACGAUCAUGCUAAUGACUAUUGCCUGCUUUCCGAGAAGCAAGGUCAGUUCGACCUUCCAGAGCGUCGCAAACGCGCCCCGCCUCCAGCAGCAGAAGACUCUUUCCCCCCAGGCGACGCAAACAAGGAUGCUGAAACUGGCGACUCUACGGAUGCGCCCGUGCAGGAGAACAAACCAACUCCAGCGCAAAGAAAGAAGGACGACAAGAUCUGGCUCUGCUAUGGUGGCGGUGUUGGCUUUGGCGGCUAUGGCGGAUGGAACGGCUACAUUCGCCGCGUGAGAUUUUUCGAACUUGACGCAAACGAGGCGAAGAUCAGGACGUGGAAACGAGUCGAGUAUGGAGACGUGGCAAGCAGAAUUGACGAGCAGGUUAUAGUCGAUGCUGGCAAAGUUGUUCGUAAUUAGCGGACCGCGGAGAGCAUGCACUUAUUGGUGCGGGCAACGGGAUAGCAUUGGGAGGCGCAUAUAUGGAUUGAACGUGCCUCUUUGGGACAUUUCAGAGAGACACCAAAACUCGCAGGGUUAUCACCUAGCUAGAUAGUCUCGGUGCUUGUGUGCUUUCUUGGGCGUUAUCAUGCAUCAAGCCAUCACCUAACCUAUGGAUCUCUUUGGCCGGCGUGCUUGAUGAUUGGAGAGGCAUCUUUGCGCGAAUUCAAGUUUGUCAAUGCUUUGCUCUGAUCCUUUUGGCUGACUUUAUAAAACUUGGGGAUGUUUUUUUUAUGAUCAAAGUAGAAUCGGUUGCGAGCUAGCUACGCAAUUCACUCGACUGGUU